AUGCUGGUCUCUCGGAGCACCUUGUCGGAGAACCUUGCGUUAAACGUAACAUCACUAUAAAUAAAUACAUCGGAAUUAAUAAGGUGUGGUGACAACGCUGUACAAGUCGUUUAUACAGUUUCUGGAGCGCAUGAUGGAAAUUAGGUAUUCACAGGUGUGUUUUCUACCUGUGUUUCUGUUUAUAAAUGGAGUGUCUCUGCAGGAGACUGUUGUGAGUUUUAUUGGAGGCUCUGCUGUUUUACCUUGUUCUUCUAAAGAUCCUCCGCAUACAAUUCAAGGCAUAGGUGUGUAUUGGAGACACAGCAGCCAGAAUGUGUAUGGCAUUAUUUAUGGUAAAGUCUCUGUGGAAGGACAGGAUCCAGAGUACAGGAGCAGAACUGAAAGCUUCCCCGAGGAGUAUAUGAGAGGAAACUUCUCCAUCAAACUCAACAAUCUUCAACACACUGAUGCAGGAGAAUACAAGUGCUACAUCAUAGAGGAAUCAGUAGUCUGGAGAGUUAAGCUUUUAAUUAAGGAGAGACCAGAAAGGCCAAUCCCCAGUGAAGGCACAAAACCAAGACCAGAUGUGAUUGUAAUUAUCAUUUCCGUUCUGUUUAUUGGUAUUAUAUUUUCAUUGGCUGCUUUACCUGUCCAGCAUCCUUCUGUAACUGUCUUUGAGGUUUCUUCCUUCAACUCUGCACAACUUUGA
Messenger RNA from Sinocyclocheilus anshuiensis, 688 nucleotides. RefSeq names its product CD276 antigen homolog. The record is from RefSeq and is a predicted model, not a curated record. Gene Ontology annotation, cellular component: external side of plasma membrane. Gene Ontology annotation, biological process: immune response; positive regulation of T cell proliferation; negative regulation of T cell proliferation. Lineage: Eukaryota; Metazoa; Chordata; Actinopteri; Cypriniformes; Cyprinidae. The transcript has 5 exons. Bases 131 to 688 code for a protein of 185 amino acids.